This is a messenger RNA of Dreissena polymorpha, 2629 nucleotides long. Its product is annotated as heterogeneous nuclear ribonucleoprotein L-like. The record is from RefSeq and is a predicted model, not a curated record. Gene Ontology annotation, cellular component: nucleus. Gene Ontology annotation, biological process: regulation of RNA splicing; mRNA processing. The transcript has 19 exons. Bases 61 to 1827 code for a protein of 588 amino acids. NCBI's taxonomy places the organism in Eukaryota, Metazoa, Mollusca, Bivalvia, Myida, Dreissenidae. Gene Ontology annotation, molecular function: mRNA binding.
UGGCAUUUAGUAGUGGUGUGUUGCCUAAGCACAGUGCGGUGGUGGAUCCUUCAAACCGAAAUGGCGUCCAGUUACGACUCGCACGUUGUUAAGAGACAAAAGACUGAUGACGGGGUUGUUUCUAAUCAUUCGACAUGUCUUACAUGGAGCUUUCGUGAGCCUGCGCAGGACAGACACAACCCUGAAGUCUCCCCAGUGGUUCAUGUGCGAGGUGUUCCAGACCAUGCCUUUGAAGAGGACAUCGUUAGUGCUGUCCAGCACUUCGGAACAGUCCAGUAUUGCAUGAUCUUGAGAGGUAGACGCCAAGCCUUGGUUGAAUUUAGUGACACCAAGGGAUCUUCAGCAUGUGUUAACUUUGCAAAUAGUAACCAGCUGUGUAUCGCUGGUACGCCUGCUUUCUUCAACUUCUCCACUAGUCAGAGGAUUCAGAGACCCAGGAACGAGAAUAACCAGAGUCAGGGUCAAAUGGGUGAAAAUGGAAGGCCGUAUCAGAAUGUUCCAGGCAACAAAAUCUUGCUGUUCACUGUUCUGAACGCCAAGUAUCCCAUCACGGUGGAUGUGAUGCACACUAUCUGCUCAUCCCAUGGAAGAGUAGAGAAGAUUGUCAUAUUCAGGAAGCAGUAUGUGCAAGCACAAGUCACGUUUGAGAAUCUCGAAGCCUCCAAGUCAGCUAAGGAUCAGCUGCAGGGCUGUGACAUCUACUCUGGCUGCUGCACUCUUAGAGUUGAGUAUGCGAAGACAGACGAACUGAAUGUGCGUGCAAACAACAGUGACAGCUGGGACUACACACAGCCCAGUCAAUCGGAUAACGCACCCAGGAAAGGGGCCCCUCUAUUGGCUGACCCUAGGUUUACUGCCCAGCCGACCCCUUUUGAAGGUCGGACCUCUGAGUAUGAUGACUAUGGUGGUGACCAGCAAGGGUAUUUCCAGCAGAAGGGUUACGAAGCUGAAGGGGCCUACCAGGGGUUUGGGGCCCCAGCUGUGAGCAGGGGGAUGACCUCCCCACAGGGGCGGGGCAUGGGAGGAAUGGGGCGAGGAGGCAUGGUUAGCAUGGGCAGAGGCAGGGGUGGAGCUCAAGGGGGAUAUGGAGAGGUGAGUGGCUAUGGUGGUAGAGGUGCCCUCCAGGAGACCCCAGGCUAUGGAGCAUAUGCAGACCCACAAGCUGCCGACAGCUUCCCCCAGGGCUGCGUCCUCAUGAUCUAUGGACUCAGUGCUGCGCAUAUGAACUGUGACAGGGUCUUUAAUCUCUUCUGUCUCUAUGGAAACGUUGUCAGGGUGAAGUUCUUGAAGACAAAGGAAGGCUCAGCCAUGAUACAGAUGGGUGACAGUUCGUCAGUGGAGAGGGCCAUCUUCAAUCUCAAUGGAGUGUUUGCCUUUGAGUCCAAACUGGUUGUCACUCUAUCGAAGCAGCCAUAUCUUCAGGUGGUGAACAACCCCCACGACCUGCCGGAUGGCACAUGCUCCUACAAGGACUUCUCCUCCAACAGUAACAACAGGUUCAGGAACCAGGAACAGGCGGCUAAGAACAGAAUCAUUCACACUACAGAAAUUCUUCACUUCUUCAAUGCUCCACCCACCAUCACUGAAGAUCAAAUCAAACAGGUGUUCGAAGAAGCUGGAGCCAAGUUGCCGAAGAAAAUCCUGCAAUUUCCUGUAAAAUCUGGGAAGAGUUCCAGCGGUCUUGCAGAGUGGGAGAACAAGCAGGAUUCUGUGGAGGCCCUGAUUCUCACCAACCAUGUUCCGGUGGACAAUCCGGAAGGUAAAGGUGGCAGGCCAUACUACAUCAAACUGUGUUUCUCUCCAAGCAGUAUCAGGGAAACCAACUGAGAGGCUUCACAACAUACACCAUCAUUUUGGGCUUCAGUUAUGAACAAUAUUUGAAUUUUUAAGUCAAACACAUCAUGGUUGUUUCUCUUUGUUGUUUGUAAAACAUAUUUCCUGCGUUUAACGUUUCUUUAAUAGCUGCUCUUAUAUCAUUUAUAUCAUUUUGAAAAUAUUGUGUUUUGGUGAAGUAAAUAACAUUAAAGACAAAAAGCUUUGAACAACUUAAUUGAUUGUGGACAUUCAUGAUUUUAAACAGUAAUUGUGCAUUGCACAUAAACUUCAUUUUACUUUAGGGCCACUUUCUUUUUUAUAAGUUCACCUUUGCUUAUUUGUUUUAUGAUUGCAUUUUUUUGUAUUGUAGAAAUUAUCUCAGUUGAUUGAUCUUUGCGGACUUGUUCACAAAAUGCUUAUUCAAUUAUUCUAAUUGAUUGUUGUUUAUAUGUUAAGUCAGAUAUAUCCAAUUUUGCUAGGUAACUAUCUUAAUUGUAUUGGGUUAUUAAAUACUUAAAUACAUAUAGAGAAUGGCAUGCGCAACAGAAUUUUUUAAUCUUGAAUAGGAUAAGAAAAGGUUUUCAUUAAGUCAAACAGACUAUUUUGAUUAUGCUUUUAAAUUAAAAUGCUAAUAUGAAAUGUUUACUAUUAAAAUACAGACAAUUAGACAAGGAACAGGUAUAAAAACUGCAAAAAACACGUCAUGUUAUAGAUGUAUGUUUAAUGUGUUAAAUAAACCCUUUUCUGAAAUCAUUACUUUGGUUGUACUGUUCAUUUCGAACUUUUAGUGGUAAAAUAAAUCUCAAUUUGUAAA